Penicillium vulpinum is the source of this 933-nucleotide messenger RNA. Its product is annotated as 2EXR domain-containing protein. Lineage: Eukaryota; Fungi; Ascomycota; Eurotiomycetes; Eurotiales; Aspergillaceae. Bases 1 to 933 code for a protein of 310 amino acids. The record is from RefSeq and is a predicted model, not a curated record. The transcript has a single exon.
AUGGCGCACCCCGCGCAAUUCUUCACCCUGCCAGCCGAGCUGCGUCUGAUGAUUUGGGAGUUUGCACUUCCAGCUCGAGUUGUUGAGAUUGGAGAACCGUGCGACCCAGACAUCAUACCAGAGGAAGACCUCAGGCAAGCAUGGAUCCUCAACAGAAAGUAUCCAGUCAUUGCUCAUGUCUGCUGGGAAUCCCGCCAGGUUGCUUUGGCCAAAUUCAAGCUCCCUAAAGGUGUCAGUCUUGCGCCGGAUUGCGUAACAGACAUUCGAUGGUGGUGGAAUUCCACCGACACCAUUCACUUCAAUGCUCCCGAAAUGAAGUUCGCCCGACAAAGAUGUAGACUGGAAGAUGACUUGCUCAGAUUGGUCAGAGUUCCUAUUCUGAGGAAAAAGGUCUCAAUCAGUGCGGACGUUGUCCACCCUUUUCUGCGUUUCCGUAAUAGGUGUGACAUCUCAAAGUCCUUGGUAUGGGAUGUACUUUCCUCAGUGAAUACAUGGAUGGUAUCCCUACAUACCGUUUGUAUUCGAGCCACCAACGAGCAGGCUCGGGAGCUGGGCCUCUUCGGCAACGGUGAGGAGCCAGCACAGUUGAUCGACCCAUUCGACAAGGCAGCUAUCCAGCGGUUCAGACAGCUCUGGGGCAACACAAAACAAGAGGUAUCUUCAGUCAAGUUCUUUGAAACAAUUGACACCAAAAGAUUCACCUUUCGAGUCGAGAGGUGGCUCGCGGAGAUGUCAGCGGAGUACAUCGAUUACAAAUGGACCAAUCCACCAUUCCUUACCCCAGGACCGCAGGACGUAAUUGCAUCACUUCGUCGGUACCCAAAUCAAAGACAUCACCCUGAUACCAAACAAUAUCUCGUUGGGUUUCCCACUCUGGACCUGAGGAUCAUGUUUCGACUCUGCCCGCCUACGGUCGAGCAUGUGAUUACAUAA